This is a messenger RNA of Blepharisma stoltei, 1461 nucleotides long. NCBI's taxonomy places the organism in Eukaryota, Ciliophora, Heterotrichea, Heterotrichida, Blepharismidae. The record is from the annotation of a GenBank genome assembly.
AUGUAUUGCAAUAGCGAGGGAUGCCAAGGCAAGCCAGCUGCAUGAUGUGAGUGCCAAAACCAAAAAACCCUUAUUUGCCAAUCCCACAUAGCAUCUCAUCUCCAGACCCCAGCUCCCAAUGGCCAGAUUCACUUUAUUAAAGUAAUCGAAUACAAAAGCAUCAAUUUAUCAGCAUCAAAAAACCUCAUUAAAACAGUCCAAACCAAAAGAGAAAAACUAAUCUCUUCUAAGGAAGAAAUGAUCAAAACUGCUCAUGAAGAAAUAUUUGCUAUAGAAGCAAGGCUAAAAGAAUCAAUAAGAAAAAUCAAUGAUGAAUUAGAAAAUUUAAAUGGGCUAAUUUGCGAAAUAAUUUCAAUUUCAGAAAUCCCAAAUAUCCCCCUAAGUCCAAUCCGCGAAAUAUUAAGCCUGCCAGACCUCGAUGCUGCUAAAAAACUUGACGAGCUUUUAUCAGCUGAAACCUCCGAAUUUGCAGAUGCUUCGCCCUCUCUCGUAAUAUCAGCCUGAAAAAGUGCUCAAAAUACUAUUGACUAUGGCAGCUUGCAUGAAUGCUGCAACCCGAUAAAAGUAAGCUCAAAAGGAAUAAGAGCAGUUUCCUUUUCCCCAUCUGGACAUCUAUUUGCUACUGCAGGAUUAGACUCAAAUUUGCGACUUUGGAACUUCAAAACUCAAACACUGGUCGCAACUUAUGGAGAGCACGACCCAAAAAGGAUAAAUUCAAUAGCAUUUCACCCUACUGGGAGCUUUGUCGUAUCAUCCAGUGCCGACAACACCAUGAUCCUUUGGACUCCUUUCCAUCAAAAAUCUAUAAAAACAUUCAAAGGUCAUGAAGGCUCUGUCAGAUCUGUGUGUUUUUCACCAGAUGGCUAUUUUAUAGCAUCUGGAAGCAAUGAUAAAACAGUAAAAUACUGAUUUAUAGCCCAAGGCUUAAUUGUUCACAGCUUUAGAGGCCAUUUAAAAGAAGUCACAUGUGUCACAUUUUCCCCUAGUGGUCGUUUUAUUGCCUCAGGAAGUGCGGAUUCUACGGUUAAAAUAUGGAAAAUUGCUGAAAGGUGUAUGGGCACUGAGAUAAAAUCAGAACCAGGCGAAAUUAAAACGAUUUCUUAUUCUCAUUCAGGUAAUUUAAUUGCAUGGGGAGGGGAAAAUAGGGCAAUUUGGCUUUAUUUUUUUAAAACAAAAACAAGUUCAAAACUGGCAGGACAUACAGAUACAGUUGAAAGUUUGGUUUUUUCACAUUGCGAUAAUUUUAUUAUUUCAGGGGCUGGAGAUAAGAUUAUUAUUGUGUGGGAUUUGAGGGAUAAUCGACAAGUCAGAGUGCUGAGAGGACAUUCAGCAGCAGUUAGGUCAUUAGCGUUUUCACCAUGUGGGAAAUAUAUUAUUUCAAGUAGUGAGGAUGGGUGCAUUAAAACUUGGGGAGUUGAUGAGACCGCAGCUCUUGGGCAACGCUCAAAGACUACUAUUUAA